Molecule: messenger RNA, 6819 nt
Organism: Magallana angulata
Lineage: Eukaryota; Metazoa; Mollusca; Bivalvia; Ostreida; Ostreidae
Product: mucin-2-like
Exons: 23
Coding region: 811-6819 (2002 amino acids)
Source: RefSeq, a predicted model, not a curated record
GAUGUACUUUGAACCGACACCUCGCAUGAAUUGAAACUGAUUUGUAUAAUUUGUAAGCACCAUAUUCAUCAUCAUAGAAGGAUGGGUUACAAACCAUUUCAGGUGCUUUAAAAAGAAUUUCGGAAUUUUAAAAUUCUAUAAAUAACUUUUUACGGUUAAAUAUGUCCGAUUACCAUUAGCUCUAGUGGAACUGGAUCUUUACAUAAUGGCGAGUUAUUAGCAAUCGUCACUAUUGAAAUUGUUAAAUCGUUACGCAUGAUUAAGAAUAUUUACACUAAUACGUUCUAUAUUAUCUCAAUCAAUAACGGCCCAUGUGAAAUCCUACACGCCCCUUCUGGACGAUUCCAAAUUCUUACCUGUUAUUCCGUUUAGUAGUUCAUACCUAUUCAGGUGUAGGCCUUAGUAGUGGCCAAUUAAGGAAUAAGGUGUGUUUUGGACUUUUGUGUUACCUUAAUAGAACUGGUCAGAUCAAAUUCUUGAAGACAACGCCUUGCGACCAGUCAUUUUGGAGAGACACCGAUCUAUAGCAUGGUUUCAAACGGAUCAAUGGAUUGAAAUAUUCAUUCAAAGGAAUUUUACAACCAUUUAAUUUUAUUCUUUUCAAUUGUGCUCAAGAACCGGUUGACUUAAUAUAGUAAAGUUAUCAGCAAUAAUUAUCCAAAAUAUCGGUGUACAAAAUCGGACAAUCCAAAGUCAUGACAAGGUAGUUUUAGGAUUUUGUUAUUGGAAAGUAACAUUGAUUUGGUUGCAGCUUUGAUGUUCAUCUUUUGACACCUGAUAUCGAGUGACAAGGAAUUAAAGCACGUGGAGAUGUUCGCUACUUCCAGACUGCUGCUGCUAACCAGCUUACUACUGGGAGUGUCCGGUCAGCAGAUCUUUACAAAAUUCCGGGGCGAUUUCUUACUUUGGGAACUCUGGAAUCCUGACUUUUUAAACACUAGCUCAGAAAACUACAAAUCGUUAGAGGGCGACCUCCUCCAAGAAAUCAGCGACCUUUUUUCCAAUGUUCCAAAUUUUAAGACGGAAGGACUUAUAGGACUAAGGCAAGAUGAUGAAUACACUGAAGCCACGAUUAGUUUCGAGUUCAAUGAUCCUAUCACGGUGGAGAGAUUUCGAUACACAAUACAGGACGAGCUGACUACCAAUAACACCUUUUACAUCAUCCUAUCUAGCGCCAAAAAUAUACGCGGUAUUGAGGACCUUGUAACACAAGAGCCGCUGUCUGUCUCAUCCACUCUACUACCAUCCGGUACAGUGUUUUCUGGGAACCUGUUGGUGACGUCCUUAUACGAUGGACAAUCAUCCGAGGGUAUACUUCCAGUAUCUUCCAGUCUUGAACUAUUACAGUCGUCAAUGUCGGAUGUCGUAUACGAUCCGUCUACCAGAAUGCACACGUUUUCAACAUCUUCAAAAGGGGCUACGAGUCAGAUGAAAUCAUCAUUCUACUCAUCGGAAUUAUCGUCAUCAAUGGAUUUCGACAUUCUUCCAUCUUUUACUGGUGUUGAUAUGACAUCAUCGUCUUCAGCAUCGUUUGAAGACUUAUCACGAGCAAGUCAGGUUUCGUCCUCGCCGUUAUUGUCCAGUGUUGCUUCGCUGUCCAUAUCGCCAACUGAUGUUUCAAAAUCUGCCUCAAAAUCAAUAUCCAUAACACCGACACAUGAAUCCUCUUAUACAGAGUAUAGACCAACGGAAGUCUCAACAACUGCACCAUCUUCUUCGGAGUUUGAUUUAUCUUCAGUUUUACCAUCAGGGGAACCCUCAGCAACAUCCGUUACACACAGCAAAGAACCAGUUUCCGAGAGCCGAAUAAUCUCUCUAGAAACGAGUCAUCUUGUUUUCUCUAGUGUAGUGUCUUCCUCUGUACCUGUAGAAACACAGGAUAUAUCUUCCUCUCUGAUGGUAACGAGCGCCUCCCCUACAGCACUGGUCUCUAAGAUACAACCCACCUCCACAGCAGAAGACAGUUCAACGACGGUCUAUGAAACAACAUCGUCAGCUUCAGUGACAACAAGGACGCCGCAACCAAUAUCACAGACAACAACAGCACCAACAACCACAACCUCUGUGCCGCGGCAGAUCGUGUCUGGAAAAGUGAGGAUGGUCAACCAGCAAUGGUUGUCUGAGUACGAGAAUACCAACUCGGCCUUGUAUCGUAUUAUAUAUGAACAAGUUCGGGCUACGCUAACGGAUGCAUACAGCCGAAGUUCUUACGGAAACCGUCUUGUUACCGUGUCUGAUAUUAUCUUUAGACCCGGAAGUAUUAUUGCUGAGUUCAGUGUGACGUUCUCUGGUGAGGAGGAGAUCGAUCCUGUCUUACUUGACCAGGACAUCAACGCUUUUGCGCAGAAUCUACCGGAAGAGUUUAGUAUUGAUCCCGAGUUUACCUCUCACGAAGCACUGACCACUGCUUCCACCUUGCCAUUCACAACAGCUGCACCGACAACAGCUGCACCGACAACAUCUGCACCGACAACAACUGCACCGACAACAUUAGCUGUUACAACUCCAUCCAGCACCACAGCUCCAGUUACCCAUGAUCCAACAGAAAAACCAGAAACAACCGAGAAAACAACCAUUCCGGUUACGACGGAAAAAGCGACCCCUUCUUCUGGUUCCUUUUCAUCUACGGACUCGGUAACAACACCUUACCUCGCAACCACGGAGGAAAUCAGGACAUUGAACCAGACAACACAGACUCCUGUGUCAGACACGGUCACAUCGACUACAGGACCGACAACUCUGCACCCAGUCACAACACAGACUGUUUUUACUGGUAGCCAGGAAACUAACGCAACAACAAAGUCCUACACAACAAGCAAUGUACAACAAACUACUCCUGAUAUAACAAAGCUCUCAACAGAGGCCGAAACAAGACCACCGACAACAACAACGAUAAUACCGACAACAACACCAACAACAACGACAGCAAUACCGACAACAACUACAGUGAUACCUACAAUAACGACUACAAAACCGACAACAACGGUGGGGACAACGGAGCCUCAAAUCACCCGGGUAUUUCAGGUGGAACUCCGCAUUCUGAACGAGCAGUGGGUGCCGGAGUACGCCGUGACAGGGUCUUUAGAGUAUGAAAACCUGACUAGUGAAUACAAAGCCAUCCUUUAUUCUGUCUACGAUUUUGAUGCAAAGUAUAUGGAACGAUUUUUGGAGAUCUCAAAUUUGCAAUUCAGACAAGGAAGCCUCAUCAUAUCCUACACUGUGACGUACCUAGGACGCGACCCUAUAAAUACCAAGGAUCUUGACGACGCGAUAAAUCAGGCCUUUACUUCUGGAAAUUUCCCCAACGCAGAAAUUGACCAAAGUUUUACCUCACAUCAAGAAUUAUCUUUUGAUGUCUCCACCACACCACAAACUACUGAUUUUACCCCAACAACUGAAAUGACAACACAAGAGAAGACAGGUAUAUCACUUACAUCAACAACAGAAAAAACAGACAGUCGAACAACAUCGGCUCCAGACACAGACACGACACUACAACACACCACUGAAGUCAAGACUACUGUUACCAACAAUCCAUUGGCCAAUACAACCCAGCAUCUGACAACAGAAUCCAUUACUACAACAAAAGUGACAUCAGAAUCCAUUACAACACCGCACGUGACAACUGAGUUCAUUACAACACCACGUGUGACAACAGAAUCAGUUACAACACCACGUGUGACAACAGAGUCCAUUACAACACCACGUGUGACAACAGAAUCAGUUACAACACCACGUGUGACAACAGAGUCCAUUACAACACCAAUUGUGACAACAGAAUCAGUUUCAACACCACGUGUGACAACAGAGUCAAUUACAACACCGCACGUGACAACAGAGUCCAUUACAACACCACACGUGACAACAGAGUCCAUUACAACACCGCACGUGACAACAGAGUCCAUUACAACACCAAUUGUGACAACAGAAUCAGUUACAACACCACGUGUGACAACAGAGUCAAUUACAACACCGCACGUGACAACAGAGUCCAUUACAACACCGCACGUGACAACAGAGUCCAUUACAACACCGCACGUGACAACAGAGUCCAUUACAACACCAAUUUUAACAACUGAUCAAAUGUCGAGUACAACAGAGGGUUCUGUGGUUCUCCAGGACUUUGAAGUGACUAUUAGGGUUGUUACUGAGGAGUGGAAUCCUUUAUACGCAGACCAAUCAAGCCAGUUCUACACAAACCUGUCUAUUGCUUACUAUACAUUUCUUUUCGAUACAUACUCUCUUGGUGUUUAUGCUGACCGUUUUGAGGGAAUCACUGAAGGGCUCAGAUUCAGCCCGGGGAGUGUCAUCAUGAACUUCGUGGUCACUUUCCUUGGCGGCGAGGAGGUGGACGUAUCGCUGCUCAACGAUGACGUCAACCAGGCCUUCAAAGAUGGAUUCUUUGGACCAGACGUAAUGAUUGAUCCCCUGUUCACCUCUCACAAAAGAAUUACACUAUUCUCGACAACACCAUCUGUUGUUAUACCAACAACGAGAAGUUCAACCACUCUAGUAAUUUCCACGACUCAAGCUUCAACAACUCAAGCUCAAACCACAGAUAAAGCGCCAGUAACAACUCAAGUUCCAACUACAACUCAAACAUCAAUAACCACACACGUUCCAAUGACUACUGAAGCUCCAUCCACUACAAUAACUACAACAACCAUUCAAACUCAAACAUCACAACAGCCAACAACCACCCAAGAUUUAAUAUCCAUGACACAAACCUCAACGCCUAAAGCUCUAACGACAACUCAAGCUCCAACAACCACUCAAUCAUCAACAACCACUCAAGUUCCAAUUUCAAUAACGCUAACUUCAACAACUCAAACUUCGACAACAACUCAAGCUUCAACAACCACACAAGCUCCAACAAAAACUGAAGCACUUACAACCCCAGGAGCUCCAACGACAACACAAGCUCAAACAACUACUCAAGAUCCAUCAACAACAACAACAUCAACAACAACUGAGGCUCCAAUUACAACUAAACCCCUAACAACCACUAAAGCUGCAUCAACCACAACUAACAUGCCAACAACAACUGAGGCUCUAACAACAACUCAAGCUCCUACAACAAAUCAACGUUCAACAACCCUAGAAGCCCUACCAACAACUCAACCUUCAACAACCACACAAGCUCCUAUAACCACACAAUCUCCAACAACAAAUCAACUUCCAACAACAACUCAGGCUCCAACAACCACACAAGCACCAACAACAACUCAGGCUCCAACAACCACACAAGCACCAACAACAACUCAGGUUCCAACAACCACACAAGCACCAACAACAACUCAGGCUUCAACAACCACACAAGCACCAACAACAACUCAGGCUCCAACAACCACACAAGCACCAACAACAACUCAGGCUCCAACAACCACACAAGCACCAACAACAACUCAGGCUCCAACAACCACACAAGCACCAACAACAACUCAGGCUCCAACAACUACAAAAGCACCAACAACAACUCAACUUCCAACAACCACACAAGCACCAACAACAACUCAGGCUCCAACAACCACACAAGCACCAACAACAACUCAGGCUCCAACAACCACACAAGCACCAACAACAACUCAGGCUCCAACAACCACACAAGCACCAACAACAACUCAGGCUCCAACAACCACACAAGCACCAACAACAACUCAGGCUCCAGCAACAACACAAGCACCAACAACAACUCAGGCUCCAACAACCACACACGCACCAACAACAACUCAGGCUCCAACAACCACACAAGCACCAACAACAACUCAGGCUCCAUCAACCACACACGCACCAACAACAACUCAACCUCCAUCAACGACAGGAGCCCCAACAACCAUAGUUUCAACGACUGAUCCUGUUAUAUCACAAGUUAUUAAUGCUUCACUGAAAAUUACAAGCCAGACUUGGAAUUCCAAGCUUUCUGACAUAGAUUCUGCAGAAUAUCUGACGCUGAAAGAUACCAUGUAUCAAAAGCUUUUAGCAGUUUACAAAAACAGUAUCUACAAAGACCGAGUCAUUGAUAUUGUGAACAUAACAUUCAGAGAAGGCAGUGUAAUUGUGGAUUACUCAGUACAGUUUACAGAAAAUGACUCUGUUCCCUUGGAGCAACUGAAUUCCAUUGUCAGUUCCGCUGUCAGUAACGACGCGUUUGGGCCUGACGUUAUAAUAGAUCCUGCAUCAAUUUCGCACAACAAAAUUCCCUCUAUUCCUUCAUCUACUACUGAAGAAUCAACGGCCUUACCCGAGUCGACCACUGAAAUUCCGGUCACGCGCAGUGACUUCAUGGUACCUAACUGGGGGAUCGCCGUGAUCGUGUGUGGAGCCGUGGUGCUGGUCUUCCUUCUUGCCAUGAUCUGUGUCUUGUGUUCGAGGAGACACACGAAACAGAAAUACCGUAUGCCUGAAGACCCGGAUGACAUUGGUUAUAUUCGAAAGUCGAAUGGAAGUGAGUUUGCUUACGAUAACAAUAUUCCAAAAGAAACUAUGACGGUCGAUGAGGAAAUAAAAGCUCCCAACCAGGUGUACCAUCUGAAGACAUCGGACCUUCAGCAAAAUGCAGGACAAGAACUCCAGAAGAAUGGAAAUACGCAGGCGCAAGACGAUAAUACGACCAAUUUCUUCGGUACAGAGGAAUUUCAAGUUGAUGAAAUGCAUGAGCCAGGCCCAAUAAGUUCUGAUGAGAUUCAGCUACAGAUCACAGAUAACAAUACAGCAGCCUCGCCCCCCGCCCGCCCCGGGGAGGAAUCCGAGCCCAGCGAGGGGGAGGCUACGGUCAUCGACACGGAUAGCGUCACAGAGAGCAUGGGAAAGAUCACGUGA